Pollicipes pollicipes is the source of this 2357-nucleotide messenger RNA. Its product is annotated as MFS-type transporter SLC18B1-like. Bases 91 to 1500 code for a protein of 469 amino acids. NCBI's taxonomy places the organism in Eukaryota, Metazoa, Arthropoda, Thecostraca, Pollicipedomorpha, Pollicipedidae. Gene Ontology annotation, biological process: transmembrane transport. The transcript has a single exon. Gene Ontology annotation, molecular function: transmembrane transporter activity. The record is from RefSeq and is a predicted model, not a curated record.
GGAUCGGUUACGUGCAGUGAUACCAAACUUGCAGGCGAGGGCAAGGGCGACGCUAGGCCAGACGGCUUAUUUGACGGCAAGUUGACCAACAUGGAGUCCGAAAGGCUGUUGUCAGAGGAAGGGGACGAGACGGGGUCCGAACUGGACACCGAUUCCGGGCACCAGUCAGCCCAGUGUCCAAGCAACGCAUCCGGAACUUCGGACGACGGGUAUCGACUCGAGGGAGAGCAGCAUGCGACACAAAAAUCUGGCAUGACGUCGGUUCAGAAGAAACUGUUGGCCAGCCUGGCGGUGGUGAGGAUGUUGAACGGCUCUCUGAUAGCCGUCAUGAUCCCGUUCUUUCCCGUUGAGGCCGCUUCGAGAGGCGUCUCACAAACUGUCAUCAGUGGUCUAUUCAGUUGUUUCUCGGUAGCGAGGAUGGCCACAAAUCCGUUUAUUGGGCGUUUGGUGCUCCUGGUCGGCCUUAGCCGGUUGUAUAAUUUAGGCCUGGCCACUGCCGGCCUUACUACCAUCAUCUUCGGCACGCUCAAUUACAUCGCAGACACGUCUACGUUCGUGACAGCUUGCUACUUGGUGAGGCUGGUGGAAGCCAUUGGCUCGGAAGCCAUUACCAUCUGCGGCUACACCAUCGUGGGCAACCAGUUCCCCAGCAGAGUGAACAGGGUCGUGGCGCUGCUGAACUCAGCUCUGACAAUCGGUCUAGCGUUGACGCCGGCGAUCUGGGGUGGCUUGUUCGCCCUCGGUGGCUUCGGCACACCCUUCUUCACGCUUGGCGUCAUCAUGCUGCUGAUGGCGGCUCUCAACCUGCGCCUGAUGCCGACCAUCCAGGGAACAACCAACAGAUCUAGUAUGAAAUUCUCAAAGACUCUAUGGCUUUUCGCCAAGUCGACCGGCAACUGGGUCUGUAUGGUGACCGUGUUCACGUACGCAUCAUAUGUAAGCACGGUAGCCUCAGCCUUCGCUCCUUACGCCAAUGACGCUCUUGGCGUGCCACCAUCGCAAGUUGGCUUCUACUAUCUGGUUAACACUUCCGGUUACGCUAUCAUGAACCUUUUUUGGGGAUGGCUAGCUGACCGUCAACAAAAUCGCUAUAAAAUUAUGUCGCCAUGUCUCAUUGUCUCCAGCUUUGGCAUUUUCCUGCUGUCGCCAUCUCCCCUGCUAGGUCUGAAGCCAGUUUGGUGGCUAACCGGUCUGGGUAUGGCCAUUGCACAAGCGUUUUCUGGCGGUGCCUUGACUCCCUGUUUUAAGACCAUGCUUGAGUCGAGUAUCGAGGGUGGUCUCGAAGACGACUUGUCUACACAGUCACUUGUCUCCAGCGCAUAUCAAAUGGCAUUUUCGAUUGGCGUGGCUGUCGGACCUCUUUUAGGGGGUAUUCUUGUAGACAUCUACGGCUUCCCCUGGAUGACCACUAUGCUGGCUUUCCUCAUGGCCUCUGUCGGGCUGCUGGUCGGGGUCAAGGCCAUAUCUGCCAGCCAAGCUCAAUGUCGUGACAAAAAGUAGAGUUGCGAAACCAGUUACAACCAAGAGGCCUCCGGGAAACUUUGACGCUCUUUGCAUUCGGUUAACACACCUUAAUUCGCAGUUCCUGUAUUUAAGAACUUAUGUAAGCCUGUAGGAACGUGCGGUAGGGAUGUAGAAACGUGAGGCCAACUCACACUCAUAUAAUUGUCCGGUUUCUCAUCGGUUGUAUCACGCCAACGAAUGUAUAAAUGGAAACUGCGAUGGAACAAGAAAGGUUAAGCCAAGACCUUUAUGAUAAUGUUGAUAGAGUUGGCGAAACUUCAUGUUGCCAUUCUUAAAGUGAUUGAACUUGUUUAUGAAGGAAAACGUAGCGAGUGACUGCACCAGGAGGAGCAGUUUUCGUUUCCACGCGUGCCACUAUACGUGGAAAUGUGCCAUUGAUAAAAAAUGACUACAGUACUUUGCCAUUUAAAGCCAUUCACGUUUGAAUGUUGCUUUCUUUCUGGUAUGUGCUGAAAAGUAUUUAUGUCGGGAACCAGUGUGUCGAUGCUAUUGGCAACUUGAGGUGAAGGAAGGGCAAGCCUUUUGUUUACAUCCUGCUGGCAAAUAGACAAUCCGUUGGCAAUGUCAAUGAAUCUUCUAUUUUACUAAAGGAACAUAGAUAACUAAAGCAGCGAAAGCACUUUUCAUGAAUGGUGGGCAUUGGUGGGUUCCCAGGAAAACUGGGCAUUUAGAUGCAAUGAUAACGCGUAUUUGUACCGGUUCUCAGGCCUGACUGUCUCCAUUAUUGUAGUGAGCCUUAUCUGCGUCCUCAGUGCCAAUAUCUUCCCAGUUGCUCAGUGCUAACGCCGCUCAAAGCUUGUGACGACAUUGUACAGCAUGGUGGUGUAAUAUAC